AUGCCGUCCUCUGUCACGUGGGGCCUCCUCCUGCUGGCAGGCCUGUGCUGCCUGGCCCCAGCCACCCUGGAUGAAGACGCUAUCCAGUCCGCCAGCCACAAGUUCAUGCUGAACCUGGCCGACACCGCCUUCAGCCUAUAUCACCAGUUGGUUGGUCCGUCUAACACCACCAACAUCUUCUUCUCCCCGGUGAGCAUCGCCACGGCCUUCGCCAUGCUCUCUCUGGGCGCCGAGGGCACCACUCGCACCGAGCUCCUGGAAGGCUUACAUUUGUACUGGAAGGAGGUGCCUGAGGCUGCCAUCUACACAGGCUUACUGAACCUCCUCCACACCAUCAACGAGCCAGACAGCGAGCCUUGGCUGAUCACUGGCAACAUCUUGUUUGCCAACCUAAGUGUGAAGUUCAAGGACGAAUUUCUGAAGUACGUCUGGGAGCUGCGGCACUCAGAUGUCUUCUGCCUCCGUUUCAGGGAUGCCAAGGCCCGGUCAAAGGUCAACGAUUUCAUAGAGAUGAAAAUCCAGGAGCAAGAUUUGGAUCUGUUCGAAGAGUUUGACAAAGACACAACUCUCGUUCUGGUGGAUUACAUCGUCUUCGAAGGCCUGUUGGAGGUGAAAUUCGAGGCUGAGACCUAUGUGUCAGAAGCCUUCCACGUGGACAAGAAGACCAUGAAACGGAUAUUCAUGUUCCGCCGCUCGGGCCAGUUUGAGCUGCUGCAUGACGAGGCGCUCUCCUCCUGGGUGCUGCUGCAGCACUACCGGGGCCUAGGGCCCACCUUCCUCAUCCUGCCCGACGCGGGGAAGAUGCAGCAUCUGGAGGCCGAGGUCAGCCAGGAGCACCUGACCAGGAUCUUCCACAGCAUGGCCGCACGUUCUGCCAGUGUAUAUCUGCCCAAAGUGUACAUUUCUGGAACCUACGAUCUGAAAGCCACCCUGGGCGGAAUGGGCAUCACCAAGGUCUUCAAUGAUGGGGCUGAGCUCUCAGGGAUCAGCGAGGGGCAGCCCCUGAAGCUGUCCAAGGCGCUGCAUGAGGCUAGGCUGAUCAUCGAUGAGAUUGUGAUGGAUCGUUCUGGUGCCAGGCCUUCAGGAAAGCACAGGUCGAAUCUUCUGACCGUCAAGUUCAACAGGCCCUUCUUAGUCAUCCUGAUGGACAAAAACUUCAACAUUCCUCUCUUCCUAGGAAAGAUGGUUAAACCCUGGUAA
This is a messenger RNA of Pipistrellus nathusii (Nathusius's pipistrelle), 1200 nucleotides long. NCBI's taxonomy places the organism in Eukaryota, Metazoa, Chordata, Mammalia, Chiroptera, Vespertilionidae. The record is from the annotation of a GenBank genome assembly.